Caenorhabditis briggsae is the source of this 1068-nucleotide messenger RNA. The record is from RefSeq and is a predicted model, not a curated record. Gene Ontology annotation, cellular component: membrane. The transcript has 6 exons. The coding region runs from base 1 to 1068 and encodes 355 amino acids. Lineage: Eukaryota; Metazoa; Nematoda; Chromadorea; Rhabditida; Rhabditidae. Gene Ontology annotation, biological process: sensory perception of chemical stimulus.
AUGCUCCAGGAACUACCAUCCAAAAUUCUAUCUUUACUCUCGGAACCGGUUCCAUUGGUCGAGGGCCAAUGGCUCAAUAUCACAUUUGAUGUGCCUAUUCUAGUGGAUAUAAAGGCUCCAUUGACUCCGACACUUCAAUUUAUCUACACUUCUGAAUUUAUUCUGAUAUUCAUCGGGAUGUUUUUCAUGACAUAUUUCAAUCAUUUCGUGAAUUCAAUUGGAAUUAUUCAUUUGAAUCUUCAACGAUUAUUUGGUUUCUCUACUUUUUUAUACAUUCUCGGUAGUUUUUCUAGAUUUUAUAUGAUUUUAAUUCAAUUGAAAAUCAUCAAAGAUCUCAACACCCCAUAUCUUUUAAUUGCUGGUCUUUUACGAAUGGAACAUUAUGGAGUGAGUCUCAGUGCUGUUCUAGUGGUUACUGUAGAACGUGCAUUUGCCACCUAUUAUGUAGUUGAUUAUGAAUCGAAGUCUAGAAACUGGGUGGCUGUAUUCUGUAUCAUGGUCAGUCUGAUUUAUACUCAGUGUUUUGUUAUUCCAAUUUGUUUUUUUAAAGCUUCCUUGUUAUACAUCAUCCUUUUCGCAGCUUUAUGGGCGGUUUUUGCAAAACUAGUUCUGAUGGGAUUACAUUGGUUCAAUGUACAAGAAUCUAAACGACUUUCUUGGAAAGCAGAGAAUUCGCGUAAAAAGAAAAAGGUGAAUUACACUUUGGGAAAGAAGUUCCAGGUCGAGGAGAAUGUGAAAGUGAUAAAAUUACUAGAAGCAAUGAGCUUCAUGCUGGUUUUUCUUAUUUUCUUUGUUAUCGUAUUCAUAGUUGUUCCAAGAGUUUAUCUGGGUACUGAAACAUAUGCUGGUCAAGUUAUGAUAUCACUUUUCGAUAUAAAUUUGGCUCUUGGUGCAAUUCUUAUACCGUUCAUCUGCAUCUGGCAGUUGAGAAAAACCAGAGAACUGCCAUUUACGCAGAAAAUAUAUUGUUUGAAAAAAAGACGUGAUGAGCGCCAGGUGAAUCCGAUUACGGUAUUCGAAGAUGUAACUAAAUCGUACUUUGAACAGUUCCAAACAUCUUGGAAGUGA